AUGCUUUUCUCCAAUCUCAUAUUAUCUGCCUUGACUCUUGCUGGCAUUUGCUCAGCAUCAGCUCGUUUCCAAGUUCGCAGUCCUUCUACUUCAGGUCUUUUAGGUUUCAAGUAUGACAAGAAGCCAUUUUUUGGAGGAAAAUGUAGUGAGACUUAUGACAAGUAUUUGAAAGUUCAAAGUUCGGGUGAAGGCGUUCACUUUAAAUUGACAGGAUGCACAGAUGAAGGCUACUGUCAUUUAUAUAUUACGGAUGGUGACUAUAAAGGCUAUUGUCUCGGUGGUCAAGAAAGACCCGAAUCUCAAAGUUGCACUGGUUAUGAUAACAAUAUUUACAAGCUCAAUCUUGAUUUUACUAUUUCUACUGUGGGUGGUCUGUAUUUGGGCAUUGGCAAUGAGUAUGCUGAUGAUUGUGACAAGUUUAAUUAUGUGAAGCUUAGCGAUGAAAAGUUCCGCUGGGUCAUUGAAAAAGACAAGGACUUUGACGAAGAGGACAAUUAUGAAGACUAUGAAGAAUAUGAAUACUAUCAUCCUAGAGGAGGUUCACAAAGAAUCUUCCAUGAUUGUCGUAAUGAAUAA
Messenger RNA from Gilbertella persicaria, 576 nucleotides. RefSeq lists its product as uncharacterized. Lineage: Eukaryota; Fungi; Mucoromycota; Mucoromycetes; Mucorales; Choanephoraceae. The record is from RefSeq and is a predicted model, not a curated record. The transcript has a single exon. The coding region runs from base 1 to 576 and encodes 191 amino acids.